AUGGCAUCGCCGAUGUCGCUGAGACACUGCUCCACAAACCCUUCGCUCGGCGUCGUUUGCCGCCUCCAUGGCCACUCCAAGCUUGGCCAUGCAGCUCCGGGUCUCCCGGAACAGCUACUCAUCGGAAGGAGACAAGCAACAGCAGCAGCAGCUGUAGCAGUAGCUCUCCAUGCCAAGGAAGCCAUCUCCGGUUCGAGCGUCGCUUCCGCCUUGGAGUUCAGAUUCACCGCUCCGGAACAGACACCCGAAGAAGCAGACGCGGUGGUGAAGAUCCAUGCAAGAGAUCUGGUGCGGAUAAAGGCUUUGAUCGAUUCGCAGUCGUGGAGAGAAGCCCAGAUCGCGCUUCGCGAGAGCUCGUCGUAUCUGAAGCAGGAUCUCUACACGAUCAUCCAAGCAAAGCCGGGAAGCCAGCGGCCACAGCUGAGGAAGCUCUACUCUCACCUCUUCAACGAUGUCUCAAGUCUGGAUUAUGCUGCCAGAGACAAAGAUGCUCGCCGAGUUCAAGAGUGCUAUGAUAACAUCGUUGCGACACUCAAUGAGAUUUUUGUUCUGAUCUAACAAAUGCAGACGUUGAUGUUUGUUCUA
This is a messenger RNA of Musa acuminata AAA Group (dessert banana), 585 nucleotides long. Its product is annotated as psbQ-like protein 3, chloroplastic. The coding region runs from base 1 to 558 and encodes 185 amino acids. Gene Ontology annotation, biological process: photosynthesis; photosynthetic electron transport chain. NCBI's taxonomy places the organism in Eukaryota, Viridiplantae, Streptophyta, Magnoliopsida, Zingiberales, Musaceae. Gene Ontology annotation, molecular function: calcium ion binding. Gene Ontology annotation, cellular component: extrinsic component of membrane; chloroplast; photosystem II oxygen evolving complex. The record is from RefSeq and is a predicted model, not a curated record. The transcript has 2 exons.